CUGCAGGCCCCCCAACCCAUGGGAACUAUGCCCUCGCAUGGCCUCCAGGGCAUCUCUAAUGGGCAUCUUCUCCCGCAGGACGAGCUUGUCGCCCACAGAUGACAUCUCCCUGUCCAAAGGAGCAGCACGCCCUAGCCCCAAGCCCAGCAUGAGGCAGCAGAGAUGGUGCUGAGCCUGGAGCCAGUGAGCAGUUUCCCCGUGCUGGCUACAACAGGCAGCACCAUGCCUGAGCUGCCUGGUGGCCCCAAUGCUUCUCUCAACAGCUCAUGGGCCAGCCCGACAGAGCCCAGCUCCCUGGAGGAUCUGGUGGCCACGGGUGCCAUCGGGGCGGUGCUCUCAGCCAUGGGCAUGGUGGGUGUGGCAGGCAACAUGUACACACUGGUGGUCAUGUGCUGCUUCCUGCACGCCUCGGCCCCCAUGUAUGUCUACAUCGUCAACCUGGCGCUGGCCGACCUACUUUACCUGCUCAGCAUCCCCUUCAUCGUGGCCACCUACAUCACCAAGGAGUGGCACUUCGGCGACGUGGGCUGCCGCGUCCUCUUCAGCCUGGACUUCCUGACCAUGCACGCCAGCAUCUUCACCCUGACCAUCAUGAGCAGCGAGCGCUAUGCUGCGGUGCUGAGGCCGCUAGACAUGGUGCAGCGCCCCAAGGGCUACCGCAAGGUCCUGGCACUGGGCACAUGGCUGCUGGCGCUGCUGCUGGCGCUGCCCAUGAUGCUGGCCAUCCGGCUGGUCCGCAGGGGCCACAAGAGCCUCUGCCUGCCGGCCUGGGGCCAGCACGCCCACCGCACCUACCUGACGCUGCUCUUCGGGACCAGCAUCUUGGGGCCUGGCGUGGUGAUUGGGCUGCUCUAUGUCCGCCUGGCCCGGGCCUACUGGCUGUCACAGCAAGCCUCCUUCACGCAGACACGGCGGCUGCCCAACCCAAGGGUGCUCUACCUCAUCCUGGGCAUCGUGCUGCUCUUCUGGGCCUGCUUCCUGCCCUUUUGGCUGUGGCAGCUCCUCACCCAAUACCGUGGGGCCCAGCCACUCACGCCCCGCACUGCGCGCAUCGUCAACUACCUGACCACCUGCCUCACCUACGGCAACAGCUGUGUGAACCCCUUCCUCUACACACUGCUCACCAAGAACUACCGCGAGUUCCGCCAGCGCUCGCUCCAGGCCAGGGUCGCCCGUGGGCCCGCAGGCGCUGGCAGCUUCCCGGAGUGCCGAGUCCGCUUCCACCGUGGCUCGGGUCGCUCGCUGUCCUCCAGCAGCCAGCAGGCCACUGAUACCGUCAUGCUAUCCCAGGAGGCCCUUGGGGACGUCUGCACCUGAGUGUCCCUGGGCCCCACAUGGCACUGGGGUCAGUGGGGUGGGGGUGGCUGGAGUUCUGCUGGGAGGGGCCGCAGAGCCCAGGUCACUUCCUGGAGCCCCUCUUAGCCCCCCACAGCCCACAACUGAGUGCCCCCCUUCCUCAGUCCUCUUCUGGAAAGUUCUGUGCUCUCCC
Messenger RNA from Ceratotherium simum simum (southern white rhinoceros), 1489 nucleotides. RefSeq names its product urotensin 2 receptor (gene UTS2R). Lineage: Eukaryota; Metazoa; Chordata; Mammalia; Perissodactyla; Rhinocerotidae. Gene Ontology annotation, molecular function: urotensin II receptor activity. Gene Ontology annotation, cellular component: plasma membrane. Gene Ontology annotation, biological process: blood vessel diameter maintenance; neuropeptide signaling pathway; regulation of blood pressure. The record is from RefSeq and is a predicted model, not a curated record.